AUGGACCCAUAUCUAGUAAUCCAGCCAAAGAACGACCAAGAUAAACGUCAACAAUGGAAAUAUGAUGUUAAUGAAUCUACACUUAACACUAAACCUAUUAUAGCUGAUCCAAAAGCUCUUGGAUGCAAACAUCUCGAUACUCCAGUUGCUCCAAAAGCUCAAAGAUUUGUUUUUGUUAAAUGGACAGGUUAUAAACUUUAG
Molecule: messenger RNA, 201 nt
Organism: Ambispora gerdemannii
Lineage: Eukaryota; Fungi; Glomeromycota; Glomeromycetes; Archaeosporales; Ambisporaceae
Source: the annotation of a GenBank genome assembly